Molecule: messenger RNA, 4948 nt
Organism: Gymnodraco acuticeps
Lineage: Eukaryota; Metazoa; Chordata; Actinopteri; Perciformes; Bathydraconidae
Gene: ptprea
Product: protein tyrosine phosphatase receptor type Ea
Exons: 22
Coding region: 1187-3280 (697 amino acids)
Biological process (GO): protein dephosphorylation
Molecular function (GO): protein tyrosine phosphatase activity
Source: RefSeq, a predicted model, not a curated record
UGGCUUGGUGGAUCGCUGCAGCAGUACUGACUGCUUGAUGCUGUGAGAGGACACAAUGCUGUCCCUCCCUUGAUGGGCUGCUGUUAGAUCCACACACAAAAGGGGGAUACCUAGACUUUUAUAAUCAUUUCAUAUUCUGCAUUCAGCAGCUUUAGUGUGUUGCUGUGUUUUUCUCACCAAAGCCUGAUACUCUGCAUCGGAUUGCAUUCCAGGAAGGUUCCUCCAUUAUUCAAUAGUUUGCUUGAUCUGAUUCUCCACUGUCAGACCUGCUAUUAUUUAUUUAUGAGCUUUGAGAUGAUAUGGAUUUUAAAUACUCCCUCACAUUGCUUUCCAGGAACUUAGUUGUAAAUAAAAAACUGUAAUACGCAGGAUUAAUGAUAAAACUUCUUCUUUCUUUUCUCCAUUUCACUCCUUUCAGCCUUCUGAGAACGGACUCUUUAGCGAGUGCCAUUUGUUGGCUGUCAUGGCAAUCCUCAAGCAUGACAACUCAUUUUCCAAGAUGUCAUAGAGCAAAUGUUGACUGCCUGUUUUUAUUGAGCUCCAGAAGGGAGAGGGGUGGAGAUGGGGAGGGCUGUAGGAGAUGUGCCCAUUCAUUUAUCGUUAGAGAAAAAAACAACCUCCACACCUCCCUUUUGCUCGACUAGACGAGAUCGUCACCAUGGCAACCGCUCGGCAUGCUCCCUGCCAGUGACAUGGGAGAAAACCUUGUAUCUACAAAAUGUCAAAGUUGCGAGAGCAGAGUAAAGAAGACUUGUUAGCAUAUGGUUUUACGUUUUUGCAGAUGUAUAAAUGAUUGAAUUACGUUUUAAUGAAUGUAAUCAGCCCAUUGAAGUUUUUACCCACAAUCCUUGAUUUGAAGGUACUUCCACGUGAAAAUGCUGCCUCCAGAUUCCUUGGCUGCUCAGCGUUCCCAGGUGGUGAGCAGCAUCCCUUUGAGGCUGGCUGCUGCUCAGUGAGCCCCUGGAAGAGGACUGCUGAGAACCGCAACUCUGCACAGCCAAGAUCCAGGGAUCGCCUCUCGUCACUGGGCUGUGAGAGCAGACCUCAACCCCCCUCCACCUUCCAGCUCCUGUCCAACCUCUCACUGAAGACGACAAUGUGACGAUUGGACUCUGUCAGAACCAUGUGACCUGCUGUUAUGGAUCUGAGAAUCACCAUACAUUGAAUCAACACUCAUUAAGUCACAAUGGUCCCACUUCUGUUUUUGGUGGCAACCACAACAUCAUCUAAUUCCACUGGCAAUGGCAACCAUACAAAAGAAGGCUUUACGUCCCCCAGCCAACAUGUCCUCCCCACUGUGCUGGUCCUGUCCCUGCUGCUGCUCAUCAUCGCGCUACUGGCCUGGUACUUCCUCAGGGUGAAGAACCAGAGAAAAGCAGUCGUCACAACAGUUGACAAGAAGAUACCAAAUGGCAUCCUGGAGGAACAAGAGUUUGGAUACAGUUCUGAGUCGUUAUACACCACUGUGCCACCAGAGCAACAGACGGUGGUCCUUCUGCCCAGAUCCCCCUCAGCCUCUAAGACCUACUUCCCCAUCCCCGUGGAGCACCUGGAGGACGAGAACAGGGUCCGCUCCGCCGACGAUGGGAAGCUCUUCAGGGAGGAGUACAAUUCCUUGCCUGGGGGGAAUGCCCAAGGGACGUAUGAGGAGGCGAACAAGGACGAAAACAAGGAGAAGAACAGAUACCCCAACAUCCUUCCUUAUGAUCAUUCCAGAGUGGUGUUGACUCAGCUAGAUGGAAAUCCCUGUUCGGACUAUGUGAACGCUUCUUACAUUGAUGGUUACACGGAAAAGAAAAAAUUCAUUGCAGCACAAGGUCCAAAAGAAGACACGGUAGCAGAUUUCUGGAGGAUGAUAUGGGAGCAGAAAGUAGCGACUGUUGUUAUGCUGACAAAUCUUAAAGAAAGGAAAGAGGACAAGUGUUACCAGUACUGGCCAGAUCAGGGCUGUUGGACCUAUGGGAGUGUGAGGGUGGCAGUGGAAGACUUCACUGUUCUUGUGGACUACACCAUCCGCAAGUUCUGUAUUCAAUAUCAGGCCAGCGAUGCUGCUAAGACUCCCAGGCUUGUCACCCAGCUCCACUUCACCAGCUGGCCCGACUUUGGAGUUCCUUUCUCCCCCAUCGGCAUGCUGAAGUUCCUCAAAAAGGUCAAGGUGGUCAAUCCACCCUUCUCUGGGCCUAUUGUGGUCCACUGCAGCGCUGGUGUUGGGAGGACAGGAACCUUCAUCGUAAUAGACGCCAUGAUCGACAUGAUGCACGCAGGGCAGAAAGUUGAUGCGUUUGGGUUUGUUGCUAAGAUACGAGAGCAGCGAUCACAGCUUGUUCAGACAGAUAUGCAGUACUCCUUCAUCUACCAGGCCCUGCUUGAAUACUACCUCUACGGAGACACGGAGCUGGACGUGUCGUCUCUGGAAGGACAUCUGCACAAACUGCACAACACAUUCACAACCGGUGACCGGGUCGGCCUAGAGGAAGAGUUUAAGAAACUGACCAACAUGAGAAUAAUGAAGGAGAACAUGAGAACAGGGAACCUCCCUGCCAACAUGAAGAAGAACAGAGUUCUGCAAAUUAUUCCAUAUGACUUCAACAGAGUCAUUCUCUCCAUGAGAAGAGGUCAGGAGUUCACAGAUUACGUCAACGCGUCUUUUAUAGAUGGCUACAGACAGAAGGACUACUUCAUCGCCACCCAGGGCCCUCUGACACACACAGUGGAGGAUUUCUGGAGAAUGGUGUGGGAAUGGAAAUGUCACUCCAUUGUAAUGCUGACGGAGCUCCAGGAGAGGGAGCAGGACAAAUGUUGCCAUUACUGGCCAGCAGAGGACUCUAUCACCUACGGAGAUUACAAAGUAGAGUUGAAGGGAGACACUUUGUGUGACACCUUCAGUCUACGAGACUUGGUACUCACCUUUGUGCCGGAGAAGCAGACCAGGGUGAUCAGGCACUUCCACUUCCACGGCUGGCCAGAGGUCGGCAUCCCGGCCGAGGGGAAAGGCAUGAUCGACAUCAUCGCCUCGGUGCAGAGACAGCAGCAGCAAUCUGGCAACCAUCCCAUCGUCGUACACUGCAGUGCUGGUGCAGGGCGAACAGGUACGUUCAUUGCACUGAGCAAUAUCCUGGAGCGAGUCAAAGCAGAGGGCCUGCUGGACGUGUUCCAAACUGUGAAGAGUUUACGCAUGCAGAGGCCUCAUAUGGUCCAAACCGUGGAACAAUAUGACUUCUGCUACAGGGUGGUACAAGACUUUGUCGACAUUUUCUCAGACUAUGCCAAUUUUAAAUGACGAGAUUUGCCUUAAACAUGGUUUUUAAUGUUGUUUUCUAAAGCUGGUUUGUCAGUUUUAUGGGUUUCUUUAACUCAGUCAAAUGAUCUAUUUUGCUAUGCACUUGUCCUUCCAUUAACUCCAUCCUCGCUGUAAUAUAAUGUAUGUCAGUUGACGAAAAUUGUAAAUGAAAAAAGUUAGAUUAUUAAUGUAUAUUUCACAUCAUGUAUGAUAAUUAAUUUGUCAUGAAGUGUUGGUCUCUUAUUUCAGUUAUGUUGUAUAAUACUGUACUUCAAAUGUUUAUCUAAGUGUUACUUUGACCAUGUAAUAUUUUUAAAAGUUGUACUUAUUGUAAAUGUAUUUAUGUAUUGACGAUGACAUUCCAUUCUUGAGUUUGGAGAACAUGACGGGAAUGUUAAGAUAUUUUUUAGUUUUUAUGUAAACAUACCGUACAUAAUUUCAUUUAUUGAUGACUUCUAUCUGAGAUUGGAGGCGAUACUGAAACUAUAUGCCCAUCACGAAUGCGAUACUCUUUCCAAUGGAAAUAUUUUCAGAAAAAGAAUGAAUCACCACAGCCAUAUUGCAGAAAACAUGAAUUUAUGCAACAGAGGUGGAGGUGACAAUACUGGAGUUAAAUUCCUACGGAUAGAUUCAGGAAGAAGUUUCUCUCACAGUCAUACAAUAACAUUUAACUGGUUUUGUACCUCAAAAUAGUGGUAUGCAACUGCAUUUAACAUGGAUGUAACAGUCUGCCUUUUCUCUGUAGACAGCAAAAACAGUUUUGCUAAAAUGACUGCACAUUCAAAAGCACAUAUAACUAAGCCUUUUGCCAAGAACCUGCAAUUUCCAAGAGUUUGUUUAUUGCUUUAUAUAAUAGAUUUUUCACAAAUCAGUGCCAUAUGUACUUUUUGUAAGACAUGGAAAAGUAGAACACCUAUAGAGUGAAGGCCAAGCAAUGAAAGGUGAUCUUAGGGAAAGGUAAGUGUGGGCUAUAAAUGCAGUAGAGUUGGAACGAUUUAUUGACAACCUGUUUCAGAUGCACUGUAAACGCAUAGUCAAGUAUAUAAAGUGCUACAUUAGAUAAGACAUGUUAUGGUAAAACCACACGUGGUGCUUCAGUGCCUGCUUUAUGGCAGAGAAAAAAAAGUACUAUCAUUGUUCAGUCACUUUUUGGAAUACCUUGUUUUUUCGCAUGGGUUAAAAUGAGGAAGCAGAGUUUUUCAUAGAAAAGCAUCUAGUGGUUGUUUUAUUUAUAGGGAAGCAUCUGAAUAUGACACUGCUCCCGAUUCAUCUGGUACUCAAACAUUAACACAACAUUUGGAAUAAUUUCACCCAGCUCUGAUCGAAUCCUUAAAAAACUGUUAAUGCUGUUUGUAGAUACUACAUGAAAAAGUGCUAACAUCAAAAUGGCUGAGCAGCAAGGGACUGUCAAGUCAUUGCUCAUUUUCUUGUGUGCUAUAUGUCUGUGGGAGAUGUGCAGUGAAGUUAAAGAAGAGAUUUGACAAAAUAACCCAUAGUCUAUUAAACCACGGUUUAUUUUCUGUCUCUCACUUCCUGUUAAGAGUAUGGAGGAGGGUCUGUUUAGACCACAGCUCUUUGCCUUUGCUCUCUGUGGGUGGUCUAUAUCCAUUUUUGGAUUCUCAAUGUCUUUCAAAUGCAAGUUGCAAUAUUAAAUUCAUCUAAAAAUGC